Scleropages formosus (Asian bonytongue) is the source of this 2591-nucleotide messenger RNA. It is a transcript of the gene prf1.1, whose product is annotated as perforin 1.1. Bases 278 to 2026 code for a protein of 582 amino acids. The record is from RefSeq and is a predicted model, not a curated record. Gene Ontology annotation, molecular function: calcium ion binding; pore-forming activity; wide pore channel activity. The transcript has 5 exons. Gene Ontology annotation, biological process: T cell mediated cytotoxicity; defense response to virus; immunological synapse formation. Gene Ontology annotation, cellular component: membrane. Lineage: Eukaryota; Metazoa; Chordata; Actinopteri; Osteoglossiformes; Osteoglossidae.
AUGACGCGCAGAGUUCUCGACAUCGACCACCUGACUCCGCCCAGCGACACCCUCAGCGAAACCACGGCCUCGUCGGUUUCGUUCUCUCAUCGCCAGUCUUUGUCAGCAGGUUGCUCUACAUCAGACUUCACACCUCCGCUCUUCCCCGAGCCCCCCCACCACGCUCCUCACCUCAAAGUGGAACAGCAGCAGCGCUGGGCAGACAUUCGGCAGAGAGGAGACCGGCCGUGUAGGGAGAGAGAAGCCAUUCGAUCGCCAACGUCCAGAGCCCUUUGAAAUGCUCCUGUCAGUCAUUUGCUCCUGGGUGGGGCUCGCGCUGCUGUCCUUGCCCACCCCCACGAGCCCAUACUGCGUCACCGUCCGGGGCCCCGAAUGCGACGACGUCGAGUUUGCACCCGGCUCCACUCUGGCAGGCGAAGGCUUUGACAUCACCAAGAUGCAGCGUAAAGGGGCCUACGUCAUCGACACGAGCACCUGGAAGCGCAGAGACAAAACGUGCACCAUAUGCCACAACCCGUACCUGCAGAAGAAGCAGAAGCUUCCCUUGUCCAUCGUGGACUGGAGACCCAAUCACCAGUGCAGCCUGAAAAUCGCCAGUGCCCUGCAUGAGUCUAGCGAGGCCCUGGUGAGCUCCUCCACCAAGAGUGUGCAGAACAACUGGGAAAGCAGCCUGGAGCUCAGUCACAAGAACUUCAGAGGGUCGCUGAUGUUGGCAGGAACCAAUUCCAAACUGGCAGAGUACUCGAUGGAGAAAACCAAGAAGGACAGGUUCAGCUUCACCAGCCACCACGUGUCGUGUCGGUACUACAGCUACAGGUUGUCCAGCUCGCCUUCCAUUCAUCCAGAGUUCCAGCAAGCAAUGAAGAAACUCCCCAAGAAGUACAACCAAAACAGCAAGGCACACUACUACAAGUUCAUCGACAUCUUCGGCACUCAUUACAUCACCAAGGUGGACCUGGGUGGCAGCAUCAGUACGGUGACCAGCAUCAGGCAGUGCGAGGCUGCCCUACAGGGCCUUAGCGUGGACGAGGUCAAGAUGUGCCUGGACGUCGAGGCAGCCGCCAACGUGGGGGAGAAGGUCAACAUGAAGACGAAGGCUCAGCACUGCCAGGAAGACCGCAACAAGCUGGAGAACCGCGCCAGUUUCUCUAGCAAGUUCAACGACAGAUUCACAGAGAUCCAGGGUGGCCACACCACGGAGCCAGAGCUCAUGUUCUCACCCACCAAGAACCCCGAGGCAUACAAGGAGUGGAUGUUGUCGCUGCAAACCAUCCCGGACCUGAUCUCCUACUCGCUGGACUCGCUGCACGAACUGCUGCCCCCAUCGAACCCCUUAGCCCAAAACCUGCAGCGCGCCAUCAGUCACUACAUCCUGGAGCGGGCGCUCUGGAAGAAUUGCUCGGAGCCCUGCCCCACCGGGGUGAAGACGAACCCAAAGGACUCGUGCGUGUGCAGCUGCCACAACAACCCGGGAGUGACACCCAACUGCUGCCCCACGAAAAGAGGACAAGCGAGGGUGAAGGUGACCAUCCAGAGAGCCACCGACCUGUGGGGCGACUACAACACGGGCACCGACGGCUACGUCAAGGUGUCCCACAUGGGUGUCCCGGUGGGUCGCACCCGAAUCAUCUACAACACCAACCACCCUUACUGGGGCGACGUGUUCGACAUGGGUCUGGUGGUGCUCUCGGCAGGGGACAGCGUGAAGCUGGAGGUGUGGGACGAGGACAACAAGUGGGACGACGAUCUGCUGGGCACCUGCAACGUCAAGCUGGCGGCUGGCGUGAAGGAGGACAUAUGCGGUCUGAACCACGGGCAGCUCUACUACAAGGUGGAGGUGGAGUGCGCGCCCAGCCUCGGCGGGGGGUCCUGCAGCGACUACGUUGGCUCUCCGCUGAACUGGCACAUGCAGAAGGCCUACGUGUCCCGAAACGCGCUGCCCGUCCCAAGCAAGAUCCUCGAGAAACUGGGCGUGGUGUUCGACAACGGCACGGCCUUGGCCAACCGGAGCCGAAGUGACAGAUGAAGCCUCGUGACGACCGACGUGACAAAUUCACGAGAAAGGCCAGACGCUCGGGUCGGACAUGGAGGGAAUCUCGGGGGAUGGGGAACGCCACUCAAUCACCUGUGUACCUCCCAAACCAGAGAAAGCAAACGUUGCCUUCAACAAGCAUGUAAUGUAAAAAAGUUUUAUGCUUCUUCAGAGCAGCCUUGCAUUUUAUUCACCUUCUUUUUCAUGAUACUUGGAGACUGCUCUGCUUAUGGAGGAUGAAAAUUCCACACAGGCUGCACUGUUCCACUUCCACGGGUCUCUGGGAUGUUUCCCUUGGCCCAAGGAAGCAUUUAUUUAUAUCUUCUUGCAUAUAUUGUAUACCUUGAAUAAAAAAAUGUAACAUUACAGUUCUUUAUUUGAAUUUAAACAUGGAAACCCAGCUUUUCCUUUGCAUUUGCACUUUAUAAAGUUGUAGCAGCCAUAAUGGGAGGUGCCCAGUUCUGGGAAGAGGGGGGUUAUAAUGCUUUAUGCUUGUAAUAAUUUGCCUAUUAAACUCUGGCAUAAAGAACACCUUGUGAUGCUCCAGUUCCACAUUUUU